CAUGAAACAGUCACUUGAACUGUUUUUCACAUGUUUUAAUGUGCAUAUAAUAAUAUUUCGAAUUAAACGAUAUUAUGUUUGCUACUCAUGCACGUAUAAUCUUAUGUCUGUUACGUAUGCGCAAUAAUUCCUGGAAUUUCGCGAAAUUAUCGACACGUUAAGUUGUUCUGUUGUGUUUAGUCAAAGAUAAAUGACUUUCUGGAAGCUUUGGUUAGAGAAAAAAAGUUCAUUGAUGUACCUAGACAUCUUUUGAUUAAAUUUACUCUGAAAGUGACAGAUAUUACACAAGUUACCAUAGCAAUAAUAGUUUUCCUGACACGGUCUUUCAUAAGUAUCGAUUGAUUCUGGUGGAGAGUCCAAUAGAUUUUGAAUGUAUAUUGUAUAUGUAUGCACACCUUGGUUCCAAUUUUAUUUAAAAAGGAAGUCGUUAUCUAAAAAUGGAAUGGCCCAGUAAGAAUAUUCCUAAAGGUGGUUUCUUACAACCAGCCAAAUGCAAAUAUACUCCCGAAAAACAUGAAUUCAUUAAACUAUUGGUACAAGAAAGUAAAAUGACUCUUUCACAAAAUAAGAAAAACAAUUACUUUUUGCGAACCGGCGAGCCUUUUCCUUCAAAAUCUAAAAUUCGUCACCAGCUGCCGGAAGUAACUAUAAGACCGGGUAGUUCGAAGAAACGAUCCAAGAAUGACAUAGUAAAUUCCGGAGUUUACGAAAGAGAACGGUAUGUACCACGACCUUGUUUAUUUGACAGGGAAAAAGAGAAGGAGAAACUACAGAACAAGAUGGCAUUCAACGGAGAGAUAGUGGUUAAAAAAUCCAAAGUCAUAGAGAAAAAAGUUAAUCAGGAAACAAAACAAGAAGUGAAUAGAUUUGAUCAAUUGGUACAAGAAAUUAAGGAACGUGAAGAGUGGCUUGAAGAAAUGGAUCGACUCGGACAGGGUGAUAAAUAUAGACAAAUUAUAGAAUUGCAGAUUCAAGAAAAAGUUCGGGAAAUGAAUAGAAUGAAAUGUGCAAGUUAAUGUAUAUAUAUUUAUUAGGGAUUAUAUCGAUAUAUACGGAACAA
This is a messenger RNA of Diorhabda carinulata, 1060 nucleotides long. Its product is annotated as UPF0193 protein EVG1 homolog. The transcript is spliced from 4 exons. The coding region runs from base 438 to 1016 and encodes 192 amino acids. The record is from RefSeq and is a predicted model, not a curated record. Lineage: Eukaryota; Metazoa; Arthropoda; Insecta; Coleoptera; Chrysomelidae.